AAGAUAAAGAUUAAAAUACACGUGGUACAGUACGUCGAUGAUAUUCAUAUUCAGCGAGACGUGAAUAAUUAAUAUAGAUACGUUUGGAACUAAGAACACCAACUAUCAAAUUGAUUCAAAUACAAUAUUCGCAAUGAAGGAUUGAAGUUGAGGUAUCUACCACAAGAGCAUCAAGAACAUGGCGCCUAUAUCGUUUGCUCAGUGGUACGAGCGUUUCAUGAAAGGAUUGCGGAAUCAAGACCCAAAUCCUGUGCCACUUGACGAAGCAGAGCAUGCAGAAUUCUUUCGAAAAAGAAGAGAAGAUUAUGGAAGGACAGUCUAAGUAUAAAUAAGUUCAAAAACAGAAUGAGCAUGUUCUUCAUGAGGCUCUUGUUUACAACGUCGCGUAACACGAGUUACUUCUCAACACAGUUGCAGACUCACAGUUUAGUUAGGUUUUUUAGUACUACUACGUCUUCUAAUAACAACGAGAAAACGUGCAACCAGUAGGGACCAUAGAACAGGAUGCUGGUGGAGGAGGCAGUUACUUGGGCAAUACAUAUCGCGAGCUUCGAUCAUAUCUGAGUGAAUUGCCGGAUGCCGAUGACGUUUUGGUAUUCCACCUCAGUAGCUGCUUGUUCUGUUGGAUGAUCUGGCGGAUUAUACCUGUACCUGUAGUCCUAAGUAAAUAGCUUUUUCCAUGCAUAAUAAUGAAGCUACUCAGGACUACCGUCCAUCGACUAUAACGAGGACAUGACGCUGAUGCCUCGCGCAAAGAGAGUAGAGAUCAUGCGCUCGCAUGAAGCGCGUUGUAAAGGGAAGUGCUUAGUCAGUAGAUGCUUCUCUAAACCCCUGGAGUGGGUACAUUCAUUCAUAUUCAUAUUCGCAAUCACUGACUCACUGAUUCAUUCACAAUCACAAUCACAAUCACAAUCACAAUCACAAUCACAAUCACAAUCACAAUCACAAUCACAAUCACAAUCACUGACUCACUGACUGACAUCAGUCCUGACUCAAUAUCAACAAUAUGACUCAUAUUUUUCCACUUAAGCCAUGUCCGCGCUCGAGAUGCGGAAGCUCCAGCAUUUUGGCCGUUAGGCGCAAAUUUGGGGGCUACGCUAUGUAGUUUAUUGCAUAUUUAUUACCUCAGGGACCGGGAAUGACUGGCGGUGAAUUUUUCUCGUGGUCUCCGUUCGCGUACGAAGUGACAAAGCCGCAUCAAAAAAUCUACAAUAGUUGUACGAAGAUCAAAAAUUAAGGCUCAACUUUCAUUGGUCAUAGAGGUUGGUCACUGAAAUCGAAGGGGGUCCCUCUGAGAGAACAGGGGAAAAUGAAGGGAAAGGGGAGAGCCUUGGAGGAGGUCUCUUCCGUUCAGAGUCAGUGACCAAUGAAUGCUGAGCUUUAAAAAAACGACCUCGGCAAUUGCAUGCUGCACUCUCCCUGCUUCCAAUCCGGCGCCGAUUUCCAGGAAUGCAUGCAGAGCAACGACAUAAACUGGGUCACGCAAGAGUGCUACGAUAUGCGGUUUGGGUAUCACCAGUGCAGAAGAGACAUCCACAGAAGAAACGAGGUCUGGCAAUUUGGCAACAAAUGGUCGAACUAAAGAAUUUUUAGAGAAAUUUAGGUGAACAAUUUUUAAUUUAAAUUUAGAUGAAUGGCUUGAAGAUUUAGAUUUACAGCAUGAUUUAUUUGGGAGGUUUGAGAUUCUUUGUAGUUGUAUUGCGCUUCAUUUGAUGUUUUUUUACGAGGGACAUCACAUUCACAAUGCCAACGAUUGGUGCCCUUCUGCGGUAGGAAAAGUCGAUAGAUCUUGUUCUCAAUUUUGUACUUGUAGUUUCGGUAUUUCCUUGGACCGACACGGUGAAGAUUCUGUGAAUUUCGUGCCAGG
This is a messenger RNA of Amoebophrya sp. A25, 1867 nucleotides long. The record is from the annotation of a GenBank genome assembly. Lineage: Eukaryota; Dinophyceae; Syndiniales; Amoebophryaceae.